This is a messenger RNA of Dicentrarchus labrax (European seabass), 3073 nucleotides long. RefSeq names its product CUE domain containing 2 (gene cuedc2). Bases 179 to 1033 code for a protein of 284 amino acids. The transcript has 9 exons. The record is from RefSeq and is a predicted model, not a curated record. Lineage: Eukaryota; Metazoa; Chordata; Actinopteri; Moronidae.
UCACCGGAAAUGACGUGUCAAUGUUUUGAAUGUUGCGGGCUAACACGCAUCACGGAUAGAAAGCCUGUAACCACUGCUCUGACCGUCCUCCCCCCUAAUAUAUCUGGGGAAAACUUUGAGCUUCAUGUCUCUAUAAUCUGUGUCACAUAUUCCCUCUACUGCACAGUAGGAGAAAGCAAUGGACCUCCACAAAAUCAUCCACAGUGCGCUGCACGAAUUUAUUCAGAACUACAUUCCUGAUGCAGAUCUCAGCACACUGGAUGAUGUUCUUCUGUCUUACAUUACUGGCGUCCUGGAGGAUCUUGGCUCCCAGCAGAGUAUCGAGGAGAACUUUGACUUGGAAGUCUUUGCAGAGAUGCUAGAAGCUUACAUACCUGGUUUUGCUGAAAUUGAGAGUGUCAAAGUCUGUGAAAUGAUGUUCAGCCUGGCUUCAAAACUAGCCAAUGCUCGGACCUCAGCUGACGAAGAAAAGUUUGUGCCUAAGGCCAGGACAGAUGAGAUUUCGUUGAAACUCACCACCCUGCUCAGUGAACCUCCCCCAGAAAAAGAAACACAGUGCCUUAAAACACAGACAGAGGGCGCCACCGCCAAGCUACCAGUGUCUGAGUGGGAGGCCCAGGAGCAGCACCUGCUGGAGAUGUUUCCCAAGUGUAGUCUGUCCGAGGCUCGCAGUGCCCUGUCUAUUGCCAAAGGAGACAUGGAGGAAGCUGUGCGCCUUAUCAUAGAGGGUGAUGUCCAACUCAGCCCAACUCCUCUAAAUGUAAACCAUGGGAAGAGUAUUUCCUCACUGGCAGAUCAGAAACUUAAAGAGAGCAUCCUUGAGAAGUACAUGCUGGUGGACAAUGAGGACGAUAACAAAACACACCGGCCUGUUCCCCCAAAAGAUGCUCCAAAGAAACUCGUUCGGUACCACGGCAACCAGGUGGUAACCACAAAAGGAGAACGGUAUCAACUUGUGAAGAAAGACGAGGCAGAUGACAUGAAGAAGACUUAUGUCAACCUCAAGCCUGCACGAAAGUACAGAUUCCAUUGAUGACGAGCACAAUACUGUGAGAGCAGCUACUGACAAUAUUGUUUACAUUAUUUUUUAUUUAUUAAGUUCAUUUAGCCUGAAUUUGUUAGAUUUUUUCCAAGUAAAGGAAGAUACUCGUUAUUGUGUCAGUGGCUUAUUUUAAAUAUUGUUACCAUUAUAUGCCUCGGUUAAAACAUUCAUUUACAGUAUUUCAGUUGCAUCACUUCCUUCAGGAGCUUUGGAAAAUUAUGUGUGAUAUUUUGGUGAGGAUGUUGUAACUUGUAUUCUGUGUAACAGCCUAACCUAUCUACUUUUUGCCAUCUCAGCAGGUCUGAUGUUGCACUAACAUUAUUGUCUUUUUGAACCUCUUAAUCUUUUUAUUUGUAUUUUCUUUAACUUAGUAAAAUACAGAUUCAUAAUUGUGACAGGAAGUUGUAGAGAUGAAUCACUUGUCAUUUCUGUAAUUGAAUCCUAGUGGUGCUGUAGAGUUUCUUCUGGACAUUACAAGUCUCAACUGCUUUUUUAUGUACAUAUAACAUCAUGGAUGCCAAUUUCAUUUAAAGUUCUAUUUUUACAUUGGGAAGGAAUACUGUGCUUUGAAAAUUUUAGGCAAAGCCUUCUGUUUUGGACAGUUUGUUGUGCGGCAAAAAGGAUUUCAAAUGAAACUCUGUUAACAUGAACAUUACAGCAGGUAGCAACAGCAGUAUGUGGCCUCCGAGGUUGGAUGCCUGUGGUGUGCUACAUAUGUCCGCGUUAUACUACUUAGGAUACACCCACAGCAUUGUUUACUUACAAAGACUAGAGUGUGUAAAAUACAGAAUUUUAACUUAAGAAUCUGGCCUGCAUAACACAGUUUAACUGGAUAACUUUGCUGGACAGAUCUUUUUUGUUGUGUUGUGUUGUUUUGUUUUGUUUUUUCUCAACCUGUGUUCCAGAUUUGAGCAAAUAACCCAAAUAACUUUAAAUAAUGACGGAGGCUCUAUGCUUUCAAGGUAGUUGAGUUCUACUUUGAAUUGUCCUUUAUAACAAGUUAAUAUUGAAGUCCACAAGAGGAAGGCCAUAGUCCUGAUUAGUCUUAAUUAGCCUGUCACACCCUUUUUAGGGCCAAUAAAGAUAGGAUAUGUGAUACAAAUGCUAAGUUUAUACACUAUGUCCAAUCAUUUAUCAGAUGAAAAACACAUGAUUUAAACUAAGUGAAACAUGAUGACCUUAGCGUAAAGCCAACCAUAAGUGAGAUUUGAUAACCUGUUGCUAUGACAUGACCCAGGAGACAUGUGGGUCAUGAGCAGCCAAAGAGGAAAUGUUAAAUAUUUGUCUACUAAUGAAGCUCUGAUAAAACAAGGAGUGCACAGAUUCCCAAAACCUAAAUAUCAUUUUUAUUACCCAACUGUAAUAGAAAUCUCUAUAGCUCUCCAUAAAUUCUUUGGUAAUUAAUUUUAUAGCACAGCAAAUACAAUUCUCAAGGGGGGCCCAAACUAUUACAGCACUAUAAUGUUUGGCACACUGAAGUGGAAGACUGUGGUUGCCCCCUAAAUGUUGAGUGAAACAUGCUGCUGGAGGACUUAAUUUAAAAGGUCAUUCCAGCAGCAUUAUCUUUAUUUUUGAUAUAGAUGUUUAGAUUUGCAAAGUCUCAUUUGUGUUCUGUGAGUUUCGCUUCGCUUGUGAUGGUGGAUUUUUAUUACGACUGGAUUCUUAUUUGAAUCUCGUUAGUUAUUUAAUAUUAGAAUAAAUGGGUUGGUCAGGUUUUUUUUUUUUACUGGUAUAAACUGUUGUUUAUUACGCUGUUUAUUUGUGUUCCCCUCUGCAUCCAUUUGGAGCAGCUAUAAGCAAUUGUUUUUGAUUGGUGGCAUAAUAUAGUUUUCCUGAGUGUAAACACAAUCAAGUGUUGAGAAGAUGUUUUGAUACUGAUACUCGUCAUUAUCAGCAGCAAUGUUCUCUUUAAUUACUAUAUGAUGGUGUUAGGUAGAGAAUCUGUUUAGUCACAACUGAGUUUUAAACCUGCGCUUUGAGAAACUGCUGACGCACAAUUUAUAGUAAAUAAAUACUAAUUUUUCUAGAUCA